CCCGCGAUCUGAGGGUCACGGCCUGGCUCGCGAGCGACGCGCCCGCGGACGGCGCGGCGCCGCGGAAGGCGCGCCGCGUGUCGUUCGCGGACGGCCGCGACGACCGCGCGCACUGGCUCGACCGCCGCGAGCCGGCGCUCGCGGGGCUCCUGGCGCCCGACGGCCAGCUCGUCGAGGGCGGCGGGCCGGGCAACGCGUUCCUGGACCGGUGCGCGGCCGCGGCGCGCGUCGCGGGCGCGGGAGCCGGCGGCGGCGCGUACCUCGGCGCGCUCGCGGCGGGCGCGGCCUGGAGCGGCGUGCUCGGGCCCGGGUCGCCGAGCCGCCUCGACGUGUAUUUGCGGGAGAGCGGCCAGCCGGCCUACGCGUCCCUGCGGCGCCGGCGCCAGCUCGCCGCGCGGGCGGGAGACGUCGCCGCCGCCGCGGAAGCUUUAGGCGACGCCGAGGCCGCGCGCGGCGGCGCGGCGCGCCUCGAGGCCGCCGCCGCGGCCUACGCGGCGCGUCUGGCGCUGUCGGGCGACGACCUCGCCUUCACGUCCGCCAAGGCGCGCAUGCUGCGGUCCUGCGCGUCCGACGCGCGCGGCCGCGCGGCCGCCGCGCGGCUCGCGCGGCUCGCGCCGAAAGACCAAAGCGACGCGGGCCUCGCCCUCGACGCCUGGGCCUUCGAGCUCGACCUCGCCCUCGGCGACUGGGGCCGCGCGGCGGCCAAGGCCAAUACGGACCCCGGGGAGCGCGUGCCCCGGCUCGCGCGCGAGCUGCUGGAUCGCGGCGCGGCCGCGCGGCUCGUCGCGGCGCCCUGGGGCGACGGCCACGCGCUCGUCGACGCCGCGCUGUUGAAGUUGGCGCGGCGCGACCCCGUCGACGACGCCUUCGCGGCGGACUUCCUCGGCUACGACGACCGCUGCCGCUUCGACGCCGCGCGAUCCGUCGACGCGUACAAGAUCGCCGCGGCGCUCCGCGUCGGGGCCCGCGACUUCGCCGGCGCGGCGGCGGUCUUCGUCGAGCCGCCGUGCGCCGCUGCGAUGACGCUCCAUCGCGCGAUGGCGGCCGCGUGGCUGUGCGUCGUCCUCGUCGCGCGCGCCGCGCGCGCCGACGACGCCCUCGCGCGCGUCGUCGCCGUCGACCGCUGGCUCGACGGCGACGGCCCGCCGCCGGCGCACUGGGAGGUCGCGUCGAAGCGGGACCUGAACCCGCGCUGGAAGAAGCUCGCCGGCGGCAACAGCAAGCAGGUGUCGAAGACGUCCUACGGCAAAGCGAAGGUCGUCGUGAAGACGAAGAUCGAGCACACCAAGGGCAGCGAGACGCUCAAGCGGGAGCGCAUCCUGCGCGCCGAGCUGCUCUUCCUCGAGUACCUCGCCGGGUCUCCCGGCGUCCCGAAGCUCUACGGCGGCUGGCUCGGCGACGGGGGCGCCCGGGUGACCUACGUCGUCCAGGACGCGGGCGAGAUCCUCGGCGCGGGCACGGGCACCGUCGGCCGCCCGGCGAAGCCCACGGCCCC
Molecule: messenger RNA, 1495 nt
Organism: Aureococcus anophagefferens
Lineage: Eukaryota; Pelagophyceae; Pelagomonadales; Pelagomonadaceae
Exons: 2
Source: RefSeq, a predicted model, not a curated record